AUGGGGAUGUUUGGUAAAAUUCAGGAGGACUUAUCGGCUGACACUCGCCUAACUGAAACUUUGUCUUUCACAGUUGGAGUCAUUCGAUGCCCAGUUUGCAGCCAAGAGUGUGCAGAAAGACACAUCAUAGAUAACUUUUUCGUAAAGGACACUACAGAGGUCCCCAGCAGUACAGUAGAAAAGUCGAAUCAGGUAUGUACAAGCUGUGAAGACAAUGCCGAAGCUAAUGGGUUCUGUGUAGAGUGUGUGGAAUGGCUCUGCAAGACAUGUAUUAGAGCUCAUCAAAGGGUGAAGUUCACGAAAGACCACACUGUCAGACAGAAAGAGGAAGUAUCUCCAGAGGCAGUUGGUGUGACCAGUCAGCGACCAGUGUUUUGUCCUUUUCAUAAAAAGGAGCAAUUGAAGCUUUACUGCGAGACAUGUGACAAGUUGACAUGUCGGGACUGUCAACUGCUAGAACACAAAGAACAUAGAUAUCAAUUUAUAGAAGAAGCUUUUCAGAAUCAGAAAGUGAUCAUAGAUACACUUAUCACCAAGCUGAUGGAAAAAACAAAAUAUAUAAAGUAUACAGGAAAUCAGAUCCAAAACAGAAUAAUUGAAGUGAAUCAAAAUCAAAAGCAGGUGGAACAGGAUAUUAAAGUUGCUAUCUUUACAUUGAUGGUAGAAAUAAAUAAAAAAGGGAAAGCCCUGCUGCACCAGCUAGAGAGCCUUGCAAAGGACCAUCGCAUGAAACUUAUGCAGCAACAACAGGAAGUGGCUGGACUUUCUAAGCAGCUGGAACAUGUCAUGCAUUUCUCUAAAUGGGCAGUUUCUAGUGGCAGCAGUACAGCAUUACUGUAUAGCAAGCGACUGAUUACAUACCGGUUACGGCAUCUUCUCCGUGCAAGAUGUGAUGCUUCCCCAGUGACCAACAACACUAUCCAGUUUCACUGUGAUCCUAGUUUCUGGGCCCAAAAUAUUAUCAACUUAGGUUCUUUAGUAAUCGAAGAUAAAGAGAGCCAGCCACAAAUGCCUAAGCAGAAUCCUGCUGUGGAACAGAAUUCACAGCCAUCAGGUGGUUUAUCUUCAAACCAGUUAUCCAAGUUUCCGACACAGAUCAACCUAGCUCAAUUACGACUCCAGCAUAUGCAGCAACAGGUAAUGGCUCAGAGGCAACAGGUGCAACGGAGGCCAGCACCUGUGGGUUUACCAAACCCUAGAAUGCAGGGGCCCAUCCAGCAGCCUUCCAUCUCUCAUCAGCAAUCCCCUCCACGUUUGAUAAACUUUCAAAAUCACAACCCUAAGCCCAACGGACCAGUUCUUCCUCCUCAUCCUCAACAGCUGAGGUAUCCACUGAACCAGAAUCUUUCACGACAAGCAAUAAAGCCCAAUCCCCUACAGGUGGCUUUCUUGGCUCAACAAGCCAUAAAACAGUGGCAGAUCAGCAGUGGACAUGGCCCCUCAUCAACCGCCAGCAGCACAUCUUCUACUCCGUCCAGUCCCACCAUCACCAGUGCCGCAGGAUAUGAUGGAAAGGCUUUUGGUUCAUCUAUGAUUGAUUUGAGCUCACCAGUGGGCGGUUCUUAUAAUCUACCUUCUCUCCCAGAUAUUGAUUGUUCAAGUACCAUUAUGCUGGACAAUAUUAUGAGGAAAGACACUAAUGUAGAUAACAGCCAGCCAAGACCACCCUCAAACAGAACAGUGCAGUCACCGAAUUCGUCAGUGCCAUCUCCAGGCCUUGCAGGACCUGUUACAAGACUAGCGUCCACCCCCCAAUACGUUCACCUAGUGCCUCCAGCGUUGGGAGCCGAGGAAGGAGCGAAACGCACAGAGAGACCCAAUCAGAGGCCGCGGUUCUCGGCAUCCGGAGUGGGUGUGCCCAGUCCGGCCCUGCCCAUUCCCAGCCUCCCGCCGGGCCGUCGGAGCCUCGCGGGCUUCGACAGGCCCCACCCCCUGGGCAGGAACGACGGCUAUUGGGCGGCGCGCUCCUCGGUUGCUGGGAGAGGGAGGUGGGGGCGGGGCUCGCGGCGGGCCGGGGGCCGAGAGAAAGGCUGCGAGGCGCGGGCGGGCUGGGCGGAUUCGACGAGCGCCGGGGCGGUUGGCGAGGCGGCCCGGGCGCAGCCUUCCGCGGUGCGGAGAACGGUCCCCGCUGACAGAUUCCCCUUCUUCCGGCUGCGCCCCCCGGGAGGCGGAUCCCCGGGGCCUGAGGAGGAAGCCUUCUCCCGGCUCUCCCUCGCUCGCUUUCCGCGGGUCCACAGAGAGGCCUCGGAGGAGAAGGAGGAGGAAGAGGAGGAGGUCGUCGGGGGCGGCGGGCGGGGACCGCGCUCCCCCUUCCCCGGCGGCGGCGGCGGCGGCGGCGGCGGCGGCGGGGCAGGACAAUGGAGGUGGCUGUGGAGAAGGCAGCAGCGGCCGCGGCUCCGGCUGCGGCCGCCGGGGGGCCCUCGGCGGCUCCAAGCGGGGAGAACGAGGCCGAGAGUCGGCAGGGCCCGGACUCGGAGCGCGGCGGCGAGGCGGCCCGGCUCAACCUGUUGGACACUUGCGCCGUGUGUCACCAGAACAUCCAGAGCCGGGCGCCCAAGCUGCUGCCCUGCCUGCACUCCUUCUGCCAGCGCUGCCUGCCCGCGCCCCAGCGCUACCUCAUGCUGCCGGCGCCCAUGCUGGGCUCGGCCGAGACCCCGCCGCCCAUCCCCGCCCCCGGCUCGCCGGUCAGCGGCAACCCCCCGUUCGCCACCCAAGGUGAGGAGCCGGCCGCGGGCGUCGGGGAGCCCGGGGGUGGGGUGGCGUAGAGUGGGGAGGCGAGGACCGGGAGGUGGCGGGCGCCCUUGCGCAGCGCGACCCGCUGUCAUGUCGCCGCCGCCGCCGGGGUGCGCGGCGGGGGAGGGCGGGCGGGGAGGAGGGUCUGUGUUGGCGGCGGUGACAUGGAGGGCCCGCGCGCUCUGCGGCCGGCUCGCAGAGCGACUUCCCCGCGAGCUGGGGACUUGGCCGCCCUGCUGCCUCCGCUGGCUCGCUCUUCCCGUCCGGCGACCCGCACUUUGGCGGAGCCCCGCCGGAGCCUGCUGCUGUGUAGCCUGCCUGUGUCCCGGGUUCUCUGCCCGGUGCGUCUAG
This is a messenger RNA of Castor canadensis (American beaver), 3084 nucleotides long. The record is from RefSeq and is a predicted model, not a curated record. Lineage: Eukaryota; Metazoa; Chordata; Mammalia; Rodentia; Castoridae.